ACGCUUUCGUUCUCGCAGCUGACAAAGGUGCAUCUGGGAGCUUUCAUCCCACUCCAUUCCUUUGCUUUUCAUCACAUUAUGCAAGGGCAUUGCGAUAGCUCAACACAAGCAUCCCCGCUGCACAUAGAGCAUAUAGUACCGGCUCGAGCAUCGGGGGGCGAUCUGGAUGCACCUUUCACACAUGCUCAGUUUCCGACCUUCUUCCCGCGACCCGUUCCCUCGACAACCAGUGACAAAGACGGCUGUCGCUGGACCACUGAGCCAGGCUAUUGGUUCUUUCGCUAUAAUCAAUGUACACUCGAAGUCCGUGCCUAUGUCACUCUAGGCGUUGCUGGAAUGAGGUUGCACGCACACAUGUUGAAAGACACCGUAAAGGACCAACCUGUUAUAACAGCGGCAAUUGGCGGCUGUAUUCUGGGGUCGAAUCAGGUGGUGUUGUCGACAUGCGAUGCGAAAAGUAGAUCAUCACGGCUAUGGUUAUUCAGCCCAGUGGAUGGAGUUUCCCCGCUCGAUUUGGAUCUUCAGAAAGAGAUGGUAACAUCUUUGGCCAUAUCUACAGUAUGUCAGUCCGAGAACAUGCUCGCGACGUCCAGCACCCGAGCACCGCAAUAUUUAGCUGUCGGAACAGAAAGAAGUAUUCACCUGUUGGAGCUUGAUGAGGCGAUCAAAAAGGGCUGUUGGGAUUCGUAUAAGGGUGACCUUUCAGGUGCAUCCGGGAAGAUCACCGCCAUGACCACGUAUGUCCCACCAAAUGCCACCUCCCCAAUAAUAUUCGUUGGAAGAGAACGGAGCACGAUAGAGCUGUGGCGAAUCUCAGAGGAAUCUGACGAUGAACUUGAAAUGUUUGCAAAGUUCAGGGGCUCACAAAAAAAUGUUCCGGUAACGCAUUUGAGAUUCGAUGGCCCAGAAGGCACUUUUAGAAAGUAUGGCGUACUACUCUUUGGACAGUCUGACACGCCGGCGACACAAGAGGAUACAAUGUUACUGCCGUCGCCAUCGAUGACCGCUCUUUAUUUGGAUGAACGGUUUGCAAAAUUGGACACACUAUUGCAGUGCUCGCUGACCAAUGGAAAGCCGGGCUUGUUAGUGGCUCUGAAGUUUGCUCGCGUCGGCAAUGCGCACCGCGUUUUUGCUGCCACCGUCACAUAUCGCGGAGAGGACGUGCUCAGCGAGGUGCAGGCAAUCACGGUGGAUGCCGAUAGCAGAGAAAAACAUGACUUCGCGCGAGUCAAACUUCCUGCUUCCGAUGCCGACCAAGUGAUGGACAUCUGCCCCUCCCCGGACGCUGCGGAUUGCCGUAUCCUGUAUUUAGAUAAGGUUGCAACUUGUAGGGCAUUAGCACCCCCAGUCGGGAGUAGUUGCACAAGGAAAUCCAGUGAUUGGGAACAAUACUUCCAGUCGUCCACCGGAUGGUUUCCAUAUCAGCCCAAAGACAGGGAACGGAUUUUGAAGAUGAGAGAAAGAUUAGACAAUGAGCUAUUCUUUGACCUUCUUCUUGCGACCGUUGGCAUAAUAGGAAAGGAAUUGUAUCCUCCAAAGGAUGCGCAACAACUGCGAGAUUUGUAUGAUGCCAUCAUGACCGCAGAUACUACAUCAACAAAGAAGAACUGCCUGAUUAUGUACUUGAUCAAAGACUGGAAAAAUGGCAAGGACCUUGAGUUUUCAAACUCCCGAUUUGUCAGUCAAUCUCCAUAUAAAAGAAUAUGUGGAUUUUGGGAUAUGGAUCAUGGAUUGCUUCAGGAAGGUGUUCAAUGUCUUGGAUGGCCUGGCGUCAAGCCCGAGUUCCCCGAAAAGAUCAUCAAAGCUCUAAUAAUGCAUGGCAUGCCAUGGGACGCCCGGGCAUUCAUUCAAGCUGUAAAGCCUGACUUCACGACAGACUCAGCUAUUCGCCUUCAUAUGAGUGUACUCUUGGCAACCAAUUUGCUCGAAGCGUUCAGAUAUCAGAGACGAUACCAGAAUCACCACAUCGGCGAUGUUUUGUGGCAUCAGCUUCUUCAUUAUUGUUUCCAAAAUGGAACCAUUGCAAAGCCCCUGGCAUCUGAAUUUCUUCAGCUUCCUAUAAAUCAAUAUGAAGAGUCGUUACUAGCCAGUUACUGUGCAAAAUUUCCAACUCGAGCAUGUCGCGAGACGUUGAUCAAAUACUAUAUCGCCCGAGCUCGACACGUUGAAGCAAUCUUAUUAUUGGAGGAUUUAGCCAGUGACGCCAGCGUGAGAAAUUCGGGCAAGGACGACCCACCAGACGGCUGUCACUUCAAUGAAUAUCGCAUCAAUCUCAUGCUAGCUAACUUGCAAACGAUGCUGACGCCUCUAAACAAGAUUCGGUUGGAGCUGGCGAGGGAACCGCAAACAGCGGUUAAAUCAAUCGAGAAUGGUGGUGAAUCCAUUCCAUUAUCUGCCCAAAAAUGUGUCCGCAGUGUUGCAAAGACCGCCGCAGACGCGCAAAAGAUCUUGUUGAGAGCACUGCGAACCGCCCUUCCGACAGAUAUUAGGGCAGCUCAGACAACUCCUGCCGAAGCGGUUCUGGAGAACCAGAUGUCCGAUUUUGAUUUCAUGGAUAUCAAGGAACUCUCGCUACCCUCGCCCAUAUCAGUGCGCGAUGAGGAGGAUGAUAUUGCAAUGGUGGAUUCGCCACAGCACACUGGCAGCGCGAACGUCUCUGUCUCUGCCAUAUCGACCCCAUCACCAACGCAACGUUUCGAAAAGCGCAGGGGUUCUCCAGUGGCGCAGGAGGAAGAAGAAGAAAUGUCUCUAAGAAAGUCGACCGAAAUUGGUCGCGCCAGUUUCGCGGAAACCCUAGAGGGUGGCAUGGAUGUCACUGCUCAACCAAAGAUUCGCCGGGUCGGCUUUGGGCUCACAGAUUCGAGCUCCGAAUCUGAUUCGGACUCUGAGCCGUCAAUGGUGGUAACGCCCUACCGUGAUGGUAAAACGUUUGAGCUGAACAAUGUCGCGACACCAAUCUCUUCGGGUAACACUUACCCCGAUAAAGCACAAGACGAUGGAAUGCAAGUGGAGCACGUUGAAUGUCACACAUCCCCCGUUGGACCGCUCGUCAACAGAGGACCACCGUUGCGAUCCAUGUCGCAUUUCUCGCCAAGGGAAGACAAGAAAGUUGUUACCGACAUGGAUAAGAACGUGAAGAACGCUGAACUGAAAGCAGAGCGAUCACGGCAGCGCAGAUUCCUGGACUUUGUGGAGCCGACUCCAAUCAGAAAGAGUGGACGAUUGGCCGCAAAACAAGCAGAGAGGAAUGAGACGCCCGUUCCAUCCCAGUUGGGUGUACGACUAGAGACGCCCGUCCCCAACAAGCCCAAAGGUGUGUCGUCGCGUACAAUGGGAAAAACUCCCGCACGCGCACGCCCACUGCUUUUGCACGAAGAUACGGAGAAUAUCGAAAUCACCAAACCCAGUACACGAAAGAAGACUGUUACUUCCUCACGACCGGCUACCACCCAUAACGAACCUCGACGUUCAGCGCCACUUGGAGAGCGGAACGCACCAGCCCCAUCCACCACACGGAAGCGCGCUACCGCAGCAAAAACUCCGGCCAGGAAGACGGCUGUUCCAGCCACCCCCGGCCCGCAAGAUGACCCAAUGACCCUCGAUGAGCUUUCAACACCCUUGUCAACCACGUCCACUACAAAGAGCGUAACUGCCUCUCGCAGGAAGACGCUCGGGGUCGAGCUUGGUAGCGUCCCCUCCACGCGGUCCACGAGAAAGACACGUGCGACACCUGCUGUGGAACGCACCAUUGUCACCAGAAGGAUGGCUAAACAGAUGGGAACGGAAGGAGGGUUGUGAACAUAUACGAUACUUUGGAAGACAUUCAAAGACACUUCAAACGCAUGACUAGAUAACAUUGUAAAUAGCGGUAUUCCAAAAAAUAUAUAUAUAAAAAUAAUGUAUGCAUCGG
Messenger RNA from Spizellomyces punctatus DAOM BR117, 3910 nucleotides. RefSeq lists its product as uncharacterized. Bases 79 to 3798 code for a protein of 1239 amino acids. The transcript is spliced from 17 exons. Lineage: Eukaryota; Fungi; Chytridiomycota; Chytridiomycetes; Spizellomycetales; Spizellomycetaceae. The record is from RefSeq and is a predicted model, not a curated record.